UGUACGGGAAGAACACAUAGGUGAAAUAAAACUCAGCUGUUUGGUUUUAAAAUUGAGAUAAUAAGCGUCAUCCUGUCAGAAUGUCAGUUAAGCACGCUAUCAGUCGAGGUCUCGAACUUGGGCGCUCGGUUUUCCAGCUAGGUCUCCUAAAACCAGCUGGCCGACUAGCAGCGAAGUUCCGAGGUGAGCGCCUUCGCGUAGGCCAGCCGGCUCGCACCGUUCAGCCUCAGACUUUCCUGCCUGCUCGGUACCGAUACUACCGCAUGUCUUUGAGCGGCCUUGCUGCUCAGCUCCAAUCGGGUGGUUUAAGGAGACUAGUUGGUGGCGGGUCACUAAGGAACAGAGCUGUUUUCUUGGCUUUCGGCGUCGGCUUGGGUCUGAUAGAGCAGCAGUUGGAGGAUGACAGGAAAAGUGCCGCGACUUGUCAAGAAAUUCAGGCGAUAUUCAGGAAGACAAAGUUGCAGAACUCUUUCAAGCCCUUCACAUCAGGAUACAAGCUUGAGGACUAUGUGAUUGGGAGGCAGAUAGGCAAAGGCUGUAACGCCGCAGUGUAUGAGGCUGCUGCUCCGUUUGCGGUCCCCAGGGAGCAUGGGACGUGUUCCAUAAAGGAACUGAAUCAAAACAAAGACGAUAACAAACUAGCAGGAUCCUUUAGAUUUUCACCCACAGCCAACUACCCACUGGCAGUGAAGAUGAUGUGGAAUAUUGGGGCUGGUUCAUCCAGUGAGGCUAUCCUUAACUCAAUGUCUCAGGAACUGGUCCCAGCUGGCCCUCAGGCUCUGAAGCAGGAGAAGGGAGAGAUUACACUAAAUGGUCGGGCACCUACAAGAGUGACUUCACACCCCAAUGUGAUAAAAGUUUACCGGGCUUUUACUGCGGAGGUGCCCCUGCUGCCUGGUGCUCAGGAAGAGUACCCUGAUGUUCUGCCCGCCAGGCUGAACCCCACUGGCAUGGGAAACAACCGCACCCUGUUCCUGGUCAUGAAAAAUUACCCCUGUACCCUGCGUCAGUACUUGCAGGUGCAUGAGCCCAGCUGGAGGGAGGGAUCCCUCAUGGUCCUACAGCUGCUGGAGGGUGUGGACCACCUCUGCAAACAGGGCAUCGCUCACAGGGACCUGAAAUCAGACAAUGUGCUCCUGGAGUUUGACUCAGUUGGUUGCCCUCGCUUGGUGAUCACAGACUUUGGAUGUUGCCUGGCAGAGAAAAAUCUAAAGCUACCUUUCAACAGCCGGUGGGUGAACAGAGGUGGCAACGCUUGCCUCAUGGCUCCAGAGGUGGCAACGGCAGUGCCUGGACCCAACGUGGUGAUUGAUUACAGUAAAGCAGAUGCGUGGGCUGUAGGAGCCAUCUCUUAUGAGAUCUUUGGGCAGCAAAACCCAUUCUACAGCCCAAAGGGCUUGGAGUGUCGUAGUUAUCAGGAGAAACAGCUUCCUGCACUGCCUGCCAGCGUGCCUGCUGAUACACAACUAGUAGUCCGACUGUUGUUGCGUAGAAACCCAAACAAGCGUCCCAGUGCUCGAGUGGCAGCCAAUAUGCUUCACCUCGGUCUAUGGGGCAAGCGAGCCCUGGCCAACCUGGACCAAGCCAGCAUGAAGAAGAUGGCAGACUGGCUCCUGUGUCAGUCAGCCCUGGUUCUGUUGAAGGGCCAUGGACCUGACAGAAGCUCAGUGGAGGGCGAACUACAAAGAGGCUUCCUGUCCAACCUCGACUUUGAGGACCUCCACACUGCGGUGGGGUUCCUCUUAUAUGGCAGAGAGCAACAUCUGUGCAUCACCCCCUGAUAUCCUGUCUGAUAACCAUGAUAAGCUUUGGAGUGUAUGCUCUCAGAAUUAUCCUUACAGAUUAGCACAGAGGAUUGUAGAGAGCAGCUUGAUUCACCCUGAAUAGAAAAGCAUUUUUUUUCCUUCUGUUGUUAUCAUGUUUGCUGUUGUUUGCACUUUAUGACCUACUUGCACUUUGUCUGUGUUAAACCUGAAUAGUCCUCUGCUAUUUUAAGUGUAUAUUUUCUUCUCUUUAUAACUUUCAACUGGGAAAAUAUCUAACGUUUGAACAUAGAGAUUUAAAAAGUAUUAAGAAAUGAACCCUAAACCGUCCUGGGAGUAUCCAGGCAUCUCACUUAUUUUACUUUCACUCGUCUGUUUAGUGUUGAUUUAUGUUAUUAGGGAUACGAAGCCUCAAACUAGUCAGGAAUUUUGAGGUAACAGCAUGGUCAAUUUAAGUAAAGGAAAAUGGAUAAAGCAAUAAUUAAUAAAGGUAAGGAAAGAAAUACAUCAUAUGUAUGUUCUUACAGUUUUACAGCCUGUAAAACUCAAUAAACAGCCAGACUGUUACUA
This is a messenger RNA of Chanos chanos (milkfish), 2333 nucleotides long. RefSeq names its product PTEN induced kinase 1 (gene pink1). Bases 81 to 1781 code for a protein of 566 amino acids. Gene Ontology annotation, biological process: regulation of apoptotic process; autophagy of mitochondrion; positive regulation of mitochondrial fission. Gene Ontology annotation, cellular component: mitochondrion. The record is from RefSeq and is a predicted model, not a curated record. Gene Ontology annotation, molecular function: ATP binding; protein serine/threonine kinase activity. The transcript has 8 exons. NCBI's taxonomy places the organism in Eukaryota, Metazoa, Chordata, Actinopteri, Gonorynchiformes, Chanidae.